Molecule: messenger RNA, 442 nt
Organism: Lathyrus oleraceus (garden pea)
Lineage: Eukaryota; Viridiplantae; Streptophyta; Magnoliopsida; Fabales; Fabaceae
Product: probable serine/threonine-protein kinase PBL17
Exons: 2
Coding region: 161-442 (93 amino acids)
Source: RefSeq, a predicted model, not a curated record
GAACGUGUUUGGCGCUUUCUACGCCCAAAGCAAUGCCACUCUUCAUCUUUGAAUCAUUCUCCACUCUCUCUCUCUUUCUCUCUCUAAAACCUAACUCUCAUUCAUUCCAACAAUGAAUUCUGAAUGUGUGUAAACGCGGUUUCUGUUCAGAUCGAUAUUCAUGGGGAUUUGCUUCAGCAUUGAAGAAAAACACGUUUCCCUCUCCGAUUCAAAACCAAAACCUAAUUCCACAGGUUCGGUUGGAAAUGAAUCCACUGCACCAACAACUCUAUUAGGUGGUGGUACUGGUUCCAUGAAUAUCAAAGAACUUCGUGAAGGUGCUGGAUACAGCAACGUCCAUAUUUUUACCUACAACGAAUUGAGGCUUUCCACCAAGCAGUUUCGUCCCGAUUUCAUUCUUAAAAGGCUUAAGCUUCUCCUUCUCACUCUCCAUCUGUCGUAA